AUGUGGAACAGGUUCGAUGGUGGGAUUUUCGGUUCAAGCAAGAGUCAUCUCAUUUUUGUCGUGAUGUCUGCGAAGAGAAGGGGCCAAGAGGUGAAGAUGGCCCGGCGGUCAGGGUGGCCCGGUGUGGGUCUGGCCAUCCCGCUGCUGCUGACACUUCAGUCCACACUUCCUUCCAUUCCUUGGGGAAGGUCAUUGGUUAGCUUGCCGGAAGCUGUCAAGAAGGUGUCUGCCUCGGCAGUGCAUGCUGUGCUGCCCGAAGCGGAGUUGCUUGGGAAGCCUCAUCUGAUCGGGUUCUAUGCGGAGCAGUCGAUGGAGGCGAAGCGAAUGCGAUUCUUGGGUGAUUUGCUCGAGAAGGAGCUACCAGGCACAAAGAUCGUUUGGCUGGAGGCGUGGGAUAACCCACUCAAUGAGAGGCUUCGGGCAACGAUCGACUUGAGGAACCAGUGUGGCGGCGUACCAUAUCUCUUCAACCGCAAGACCGGGAAGGUCCUGUGUGGAGUUGUGGCAUACGACAAGCUGAGAGCAUGGGCCCAGGGGUUGGGCGGCGAUGCGAGGAUCUACCGAGACCUUGGUGAGUGA
Messenger RNA from Symbiodinium sp. CCMP2592, 579 nucleotides. NCBI's taxonomy places the organism in Eukaryota, Dinophyceae, Suessiales, Symbiodiniaceae. The record is from the annotation of a GenBank genome assembly.